Chrysochloris asiatica (Cape golden mole) is the source of this 4647-nucleotide messenger RNA. RefSeq names its product mucin 4, cell surface associated (gene MUC4). Gene Ontology annotation, biological process: cell-matrix adhesion. The record is from RefSeq and is a predicted model, not a curated record. NCBI's taxonomy places the organism in Eukaryota, Metazoa, Chordata, Mammalia, Afrosoricida, Chrysochloridae. The coding region runs from base 1 to 4647 and encodes 1548 amino acids. The transcript is spliced from 27 exons.
AUGACAGUGACCCAGCUGCUGCCCCCUGCAGCAGCCCACAGUUCAGCAGGACAGGAGCCCUGCGGGAGGGAGGAGAGCCCAGGAGUCCAGCACAGCAGCCUCCCCAGCAUCAGACGAUCUCAAACUAGCUCCAUCACAAGAAUGACAACACCGCCUUCCUCACCCUCCCCAAGUGUACACAAUCCUACAGACAGUGUCUCUCAAGAGACAUCUUCUUCAGGUGGAACAACUGACUCAUCCCUUUCCAGUUUCAGCCACACAGCUUUGGCUACAUCAGAGUUACUGACAGCCUCCACAAGCAACACAGGGAAAACCUCACAAACUGUAAACGGAAGCUUUCCUUCAGUGACUUCUACAGUCUCAAUGACAACUGGACUAGAAGGGCAAUCAACACCCUCUACUGCCACCCCUACUCAGGAGACAUCAGCACUUUCACAAACCCUCUGGACUCAGAGCACUGAGACCACUGGAAGAUCUCAAGCCGGCAUCAUAACAAGAGUAACAACACCACCAGUUCCACCCUCCCCAAGUGAACACAUUCCGACAGAGACUGUUUCCCAGAAGACAACUACUUCAAGUGAAACAACCACUUCAGGCCCUACCAGUGGUAGUCACACAUCUCCAAUGGCAUCUUCAAUAGACAUGACUCUAGGAAACACAAGGGAAGCAUCACUAUCUAUAACUACGAGCUUUCCUCCAGUCACUUCUAAAGUUUCAACAGCCUGGUGGUCAGGUGUGCAAUCAACACCAAUCUCUUUCAGCUCUUCAAAUCAGAAAACAUCAGCAGUAUCCCAGACACACCAGAGUGAAGGCACAGAGUUCACCAGAGGGACUCUAGCCAAAAGCUCAAGUUCUGCAAGUAUGUCUCAGGAGAUUUUCACUGCACGUGAAACAACAACAUUCCCUUCUUUAUCCUCCAGGGAUACCCACACAACUCAAUCACAAACAAAACUACCACCAAUGCUAACUGGGAAUACCACAACAGUCAUUGACAUAGAAACCUCAUCUACUGCUACAACUGCGGCUAUUCUCAGAGUUUCUCAGAUAGGUCACACUCAUGGCUCACAUUCCACCCAAGAAUCUCAAACCAUGAAUUCCAUUUCACCAAUGACAGACAAUCUCAAGAAAGUCACAAUUCCAACUUCUUUCUUCAAGUCAAGUGGGCCUUCUCCCUCAGUACCAAUUCUUCAGGAUACAUCAGAAGCAAGGAUAAUGACAACCUCAUCAAGGACAAACAGUGGGAGAAGCACAGCAACAACACUACCAAAAACAGCCUUCCAGACCCUCACAACUUCUAUUACCAGCACAUCUAUAGUCAUCCACUCAUCUCCCCCAGUCCCUAUCAAGCCCGAUAAAGGUGUUUCCCUCUUUCCCUAUGGGUUGAGUGUUCAAGACCAGAAGUUUGUCAAGAGGACUGUGGACUUCACCUCACUGCUCUUCAAGCCCAAGAUUGGGUUCCCAUUUGGUUCCUCUCUCCGGGAUUCCCUCUACUUCACAGAUAAUGGCCAGAUCAUUUUCCCUGAGUCUGACAACCAGGUUUUCUCCUACCCCAACCCACCCAGUAGAGGCUUCACAGGCUGGGAGUCUGUGGCUCUGGUGGCUCCAUUUUGGGAUGAUGCUGAUUUCUCCAGCCACCGAGGAACCAUAUUUUACCAGGAAUAUAAGACAUUCUAUGACGAAUACAAUCCACUAGUCCGGCAGGUGGAGUCUUGGAUUGAAAAGUUUGCAAACACCUGGUACUACAAAGCCAGGUGGACCCUAAAAGUCACCUGGGUCAAUGUUCCUGCCUAUCCUGCCCACUGGACCUCCGGGACCAAUACCUACCAGGCCAUUCUCUCCACGGAUGGGAGCAAGUCUUACGCCUUAUUUCUCUAUCAAAGUGGUGGCAUGCAGUGGGAUGCUGCCCAGCGCCCUGGCAACUCAGUCCUCAUAGGCUUCUCCAGUGGAGAUGGCUAUUUCCAAAACAGCCCACUGACAUCCCGGCCUGUGUGGGAGAAGUAUCGCCCAGACCAAUUCCUGAAUUUCAACUCAGGCCUCCGGGGACUGCAGAUCUAUACACUACAUAGAGAAGAAAGGCCCAACUACCGUCUCAAGUGUCUGCAAUGGUUGAAAAGACAACCUCAAUGGCCCAGCUGGGGCUGGCACCAGAUCUCCUGCCCUUGCUCCUGGCAGCAAGGCCGAUGGGACUUACGAUUCCAGCCCACCAACAUAGGCUGGUGGGGCAGCAGCAGGCAACUGUGCAGCUUCUCCUCCUGGCGAGGGGGCGUGUGCUGCAGUUAUGGGCCUUGGGGAGAGUUUCUGGAAGGCUGGAGAGUGCCGAGUCCUUGGCAGUUUGACCAGGAACUGGAGUCGAAGAGCUGGUGUUGCCACUGGAAUGACAAGCCCUUCUUCUGCACCUUGUACAAGCAAAGGCAGCCCCGUGUCAGUUGUGCUGGAUACAGGCCCCCACGACCAGCCUGGAUGUUUGGAGACCCUCACAUCACCACCUUCGAUGGUGCAAACUAUACCUUCAGUGGCCUAGGAGACUUCCUGCUGAUCCGGGCCAAGAACAGAAAUUCCUCCUUCCUUCUGCAGGGCCGCACUGCCCAGACUGGCAUGGCCAAGGCCACCAACUUCAUUGCCUUUGCUGCUCAGUACCACUCCAUCAGGCUAGAACCUAUCACAGUUCAAUGGCUUCUUGAGUCCAAUGACAAAAUCCACGUUCAGCUCAAUAACAAGACUGUAACAUUUGAGACCAACAAUAAAGAUGCAGAUGGCCAAGAGAUAUUCAACACCACUGGAAUCAUAUUAAUCCACAACGGCUCCAUGGUCUCAGCCAACUUUGACGGGACAGUGACCAUCUCAGUGAUAGCUGCCUCCAACAUCCUCCAUGCCUCUUCCAGCCUUCCAGAGGAGUAUCAAAACCACACAGAGGGCCUCCUAGGUGUCUGGAAUGACAAUCCGAAUGAUGAUUUCAAGAUGUCCAAUGGCACCACCCUUCCCCUAGAGAGCUCUGAAGAGAUGAUUUUUCACUAUGGAAUGACCUGGGAAAUCAAUGGAACAAGUCUCCUUGGAAACAGGAAUGACCAGCUGCCUUCCAACUUCACCCCUAUCUUCUUUAAACAACUGAGCAAUACUUCUUUGGAUCAAAACUUGAUCUCCCAUUGUAAUGAAGAUACACAAUGCAUCUUCGACACUCUGGCCACACGCAACAUGACUACUGGACAGCACACUAAGAUGCUCUUUAGAAGAUUCCAGGAGAUUAACGCAACUCUCAAUCAGUACCCUCCCUCAAUCGAGGGUGAGCCAAUGCUUACAGCCUACAAAGGGCAGACUAAGCUGUUUCAGUACUCUAGCAAGUCUGAGAACACCACAUUCUCACUCAGAAACAACUCUACUGAUUUCACACUCUUAGAGAAUGGAACAUUGCUAUGGACACCAAAUUCACUGGAACCAUUCACUCUGGAGAUUCUAGCAAAAAAUGUCAAGAAUGGCUUGUCAUCUGAGCUCCAGCCUACCACUGUGGCCUGCUUUUGCAGUGCAGAAAGCCAGUGUUUAUACAACAUGACCAGCCGGGUGGGCAAUUCUUCCCUUGAGGUAGCAAACUGUAAGUGUGAUGGGGACAUCUUUGGUCACCGAUGUGAACGCUCCAGAGACCCUUGUGAAGAGUGCUUCCCGAAUGUAAACUGUACUCCUGGGAAGGGCUGUGAGGCCUGCCCCCCGCACCUGACUGGGGAUGGACGUCACUGUGCAGCUCUGGAGAACUCUUUCCUCUGUGAGAACAAGUCCUGCCCUGUCAAUUACUGCUACAACCAUGGUCACUGCUACAUCUCCCCGACUCCAGACUGCCAGCCCACCUGCACAUGCCCCCCAGCCUUCACCGACACCCGUUGCUUCCUGGCUGGAAACAAUUUCACCCCCUCUGUCAGUUCAGAGCUUCCCUUAAGAAUCAUCCAGCUCUUGCUCAGUGAAGAAGAAAAUGCCUCCGUCGCAGAGGUCAACGCCUCAGUGGCAUACAGACUGGGGACCCUGGAUGUGCGGGCCUUUUUCCGGAACAGCCAGGUGGAAGCAAGGAAGUCCUCUGCCCCAGCCUCAGGAAGCUCCCUGCACCGCUGGACUGUCAUCUCUGAAUUCCAGUACCGUCCUGGGGGCCCUGUCAUUGACUUCCUUAACAACCAAUUGCUGGAUGCAGUGGUGGAAGCCUUCUUACCCCAAGCCCCCAGGAAGGGGUGGAGCAGGAGUGAGGGGCCCAGGCACAACGUCAGCUUCCAUCCCAUCUCCAGAAGAGACAUACACAACCUGAAGCAUGCAAACGUGAGCACGCUGGAAACUCACUUCCAAUGUAAUGGCUACAAGGGCUACCACCUAGUCUACAGUCCCCAGAGGGGCUUCACCUGCGUUUCCCCGUGCAGUGAGGGCUAUUGUAAGCACGGAGGCCAGUGCCAACACCUGCCUGAAGGGCCCCACUGCAGCUGCGUGCCUUUCUCCAUCUACACACCCUGGGGCGAGCACUGUGAGCAUCUGAGCUUGAAACUUGGCGCCUUCUUUGGGAUCCUCUUUGGAGCUCUGGGUGCCCUUCUGCUACUGGGGGUCGUGGCGUUUGUGGCUCUGCGCUUCUGCAGUUACUCCAAGACCUGGGACUCCUACCCUCUGGGCUCGGAGAGUUGA